Cyclocybe aegerita is the source of this 1302-nucleotide messenger RNA. NCBI's taxonomy places the organism in Eukaryota, Fungi, Basidiomycota, Agaricomycetes, Agaricales, Hemipholiotaceae. The record is from the annotation of a GenBank genome assembly.
AUGGACGGUACGGAGAAUAGUAUAGACAUUGGUGCCUUACCUGUGGAGAUUCUUAUCCUCAUCUUCGACAUUUACAUCGACAGAGACAUCCCGCUCGAAGAUGAAUUCCAUGGCUAUUAUAUGGGCUCCCUUGUGACUCACAGCAGCCCCCUGGUACUGAUGCAGGUUUGCAACCACUGGAGAUCGAUAACGUUAGGCACCCCCUCCCUCUGGACUUUCAUUUGCCCUUCCUACAACCCUAUCGUCUAUAUUCGCCGCUGGUUGGCCAUCUGCCCAAAAUACCCACUCGAUCUUCAAUUGUCCCGUCGUCCGAUAGACCUCGUUCCCCGCAACUACGUGCAGUCGGUCUUCAAAUUGUUUGCCAAAGAAGCCUACCGUUGGCGGUCACUGUCCAUCGAGCUCGACCCCGAGGUCACCAGCGAACUCAUCAAUGUUUUCCGGUCCGACAGCCGUACAACUCCUGCCCAACUUGAGGAUUUGAAAGUGGAACCUUCUCUCCAAGACCAUUUCAAGGUUCCCGGGUCCACUCUAGAAGCCCUUGUCGCACUUUUACCCGGCUUGAAAUCGCUGCGACGCCUUAUCUGGGUUGACCCAUGGGGCGAAAUCUCCCUUCACGAUGUUCCUUGGAUGCAACUAAAGACGGCCAUUAUAAAGCUUCCAUCCUCCAUACAACAAAUAUUUUCUUACCUUUCCCAGUGCACCUCUGCCACAGAGAUCGAAUUUCACAGUAGCACCACAGCCGAUCCCACCAAGACUCGCUUACCGUCAUAUCACUUCCCAGCUUUCACGCUCCCAAACCUCACCUCCCUCAAGCUUUCGCGAGGGUGCGACCCAAUGUGGAUCCUGCAAUACUUCACCAUGCCAUCCCUUCAGCAUUUAGAGGUCGGGAUCCUCCGACGUGAUCAGCGAGUCCUCGAAGACUUCCUGAAACGUUCACCCUGCGUCCACACCCUCGUCAUUGACGAGAGACAUGGCGGAGACUAUUCCUACAUGGACGAAAUCCUCAUCUCAGAUCACGAAAUCCUCGCCUACCUCACGAGCCCUUGCUUACGCGCCAUGCCUCGUGUCGGAAUCGACCUAUUGUGUACGAAGGAGAGGACCCUUGCCCUGAUUCAACAGCGAUUAGAUGCACACCGACCUCUUCCACCGUUGCUGUGCUGGAGGCCGUCGCUUUAUCAAAGGUUAGUCGGAUGGUGGGAUAAGUUAGAUCCCAUGUUCGAUGCGUUGUUAUUCUCUUAUAAAGAAGGGUCCGUCGAAUUCUCUCCGUAUUAUGAGUUCGACGAUUCGGAUUGUCCUCCCUAA